Molecule: messenger RNA, 1771 nt
Organism: Aedes albopictus (Asian tiger mosquito)
Lineage: Eukaryota; Metazoa; Arthropoda; Insecta; Diptera; Culicidae
Product: pupal cuticle protein 36a
Exons: 4
Coding region: 198-1208 (336 amino acids)
Cellular component (GO): chitin-based extracellular matrix
Molecular function (GO): structural constituent of chitin-based larval cuticle
Source: RefSeq, a predicted model, not a curated record
AAUCGCAAACUCAUCUUUUCCCAGCAUUAGUCGUUUCGAUCAGCUCAUCCCAAUCAGACAGAUUGGCUCACCCCCCAAAGAACGUUCUUAUCGAACCUCGCGAUUUUACGGAACGCUAAAAUAUACUUGAUCUCAUUAUCCUGAUUUGGGCUGGUAGUGAAUAGGAAGAUCCUAUUUGCGAAUAUUUAUUGUUGAUCAUGAUAAGCAAAACGAUCCUGUGGUGUGCUUUGGUGGGGAGUGUGUUAUCGGCCCGCCUGGAUAACCUAUAUGGAGCCCCAGCCCCACCUGGUGCUAGCCGCGGCAGUGGAGGCGAUGGUAACUUCCUGAAUGCCCCUCGACAGGACGGCCAGUUCGGCGGGGCACCCUCGAAUCAGUAUCUGCCUCCCACUGGCCAGGCUAGCAACCAGGGUGGAUAUGCUUCGGUGGCUCCUCUGGGUCAGGGUCAGGGACAGGGUCAGUUCGGUGGUGGGUUCAAUGCCCAGCAGCCACAGCAGCCUCAGCAGCGGCAGCCCCAAUCUCAACCUCAGUCGUACGGUGGUCAACCCGGAGGUGGAUUCCAGGGAGGUUUCCAGCAAUCACGCACCACCCCGAUCCCGAUUCUGCGAUAUGAAAACGUGAACAACGGCGAUGGAAGCUAUCGGUUCGACUACGCCACCGGUAACGGAAUCCAGCACAAGGAAGAGGGCUACAACCGCAAGAUUGGACCUGAACUGGGAGAACAGAUCGUUUCCGGAGGAUAUUCCUAUACCGGUCCGGAUGGUAAACUGUACAGUGUCCAGUAUAAGGCCGAUGCUGGUGGUUUCCAACCGGUGGGGGAUCAUCUGCCCACGCCACCACCACUGCCACAGGAGUUGCAAGAAGCCUACAACCUGCAUGCCAAACUUUACGCCGAAGCUGCCGCCCGACCAAAGAACCCAGCAUUCCAAGGUCCGCAAACCUACAACCAGCAGCAACCAAGCCAACAGUAUGGCGCACCACAGACUCAAUACCAGGCGCCUAGCCCGCAAUACGGAGCCCCUCAGCAACAGCAACCCCAGUAUCAAGCACCUCAACAGCAGCCUCAGUAUCAGGCUCCUCAGCAACAGCCACAGCAGUUCCAAAGCACUGCCACCUCAGUUCAAGGCUAUCAGUCGGCUCCAUCGAACCAGUACUUGCCACCCACCAGCCGGCAGCAGAGCUUUAACCCACAAUCUGGAUACCGGUAUUGAGAUCCCCCCAAACAAACCUCUUCAAAAGUACAACUCACCAACCAGCCUGCCCCACCAUGACCCACCUCGAAACGCCAUAAACCAAACUGCAAACUAUCAACUCAGUAAUAAAAAACCCUAUCGAGGUGACCAGACCGCCGAUAUCUGGAACACGCCACACAACACCGCACCGCGGACAAUACAACAAUGGAACAACAAUUUGCAACGGCGGCGAUGAUGCGUCGUCGGUAUCGAUGGGCGAUAAAUUAGCAACCGCGCGAGAUGAUCCAAAGUGAAAAUCUGGCGCGCUCCAAGCGACCAUGUCAAAACGCAUCAUUGAUCAAGUAGCCGAAACGCACCAAACAAUAGGACAAAGGUAUAAGUGUAGGCCCAUCAUAACCAACCAAACUGCUGCUGCCUCGUUUUUUCAUAGAGGAGGUGGCUUCUUCUUAUUCUUCAUCUUCGUGCAAUGAUAUGAUCGUAGUACAAGUGUAGCAGUAAUUUCUUACCGGCAGUGAAUCAUAAUUUAUAGACGUACACACCAAGCAAAGUGAUGAAAGCAAUAAAAUGCGAAACCCGUUAAA